Phascolarctos cinereus (koala) is the source of this 8056-nucleotide messenger RNA. It is a transcript of the gene SLC30A7, whose product is annotated as solute carrier family 30 member 7. The record is from RefSeq and is a predicted model, not a curated record. Gene Ontology annotation, molecular function: zinc ion transmembrane transporter activity. Gene Ontology annotation, biological process: intracellular zinc ion homeostasis; zinc ion import into Golgi lumen. Gene Ontology annotation, cellular component: cytoplasmic vesicle; membrane; Golgi apparatus. Lineage: Eukaryota; Metazoa; Chordata; Mammalia; Diprotodontia; Phascolarctidae.
CAGGGCCCGGGCAGCGCCGGCUCCCCCCUCCCUUCCCUCUCCUCCCCUUUCCGUCCCAGGGCGCAGACGCGCUACGGGCCGGGCCGGAAGUCGCCGUGUCCCGGUGUGUGCCAGUGUGAGAGGGAUCGCAGAGGGGUCCCGGCUGGCCUGGGCUGAGUGGCCGCCGCAGCUUCCGCCGGUGCCUCAGCAGGGGAGGAAGGGAGCGGGAAGCGGGCCCGCCGCCCGGGACGAAGAUGCUGCCCCUCUCUAUCAAGGAUGAUGAAUACAAACCCCCCAAGUUCAACCUGGUCCGCAAGAUCUCGGGCUGGUUCAGGUCCAUCCUCUCAGACAAGACCUCCCGGAACCUGUUCCUGUUCCUGUGCCUGAACCUCUCCUUCGCCUUCGUGGAGCUGCUCUACGGCAUCUGGAGCAACUGUUUAGGCUUGAUUUCCGAUUCUUUUCACAUGUUCUUCGACAGCACUGCUAUCUUGGCUGGACUGGCAGCUUCUGUAAUUUCAAAAUGGAGAGAUAAUGAUGCUUUUUCCUAUGGGUAUGUUAGAGCGGAAGUUCUGGCUGGUUUUGUAAAUGGCCUAUUUUUGAUCUUCACUGCCUUUUUUAUUUUCUCUGAAGGUGUUGAGAGAGCAUUAGCACCUCCAGAUGUUCACCACGAGAGACUACUACUUGUUUCUGUGCUUGGGUUUGUUGUAAACCUAAUAGGAAUAUUUGCUUUCCAACAUGGAGGUCAUGGACAUUCACAUGGCUCUGGGCAUGGACAUAGUCAUUCCCUCUUUAAUGGUGCACUUGAUCAUGGACAUGGACAUGGAGAUCACGGCCAUGGUCAUGGAGGCCAUGGCCAUAGUCAUGAAUUGAAACGUGAUGCACAUAGUCAUGAUCAUGGACAUGGACAUGGACACUUUGACUGUCAUGAUGGUCCCUCAAUUAAAGGAACAACAGGACCCAGCAGACAGAUCUUACAAGGUGUAUUUUUACACAUUUUAGCAGACACACUGGGGAGUGUUGGUGUAAUUGCAUCUGCCAUCAUGAUGCAAAACUUUGGUCUAAUGAUAGCAGAUCCUAUUUGUUCAAUCCUUAUUGCCAUACUUAUAGUUGUAAGUGUUAUUCCUCUGUUAAGAGAAUCAAUUGGAAUAUUGAUGCAGCGAACACCUCCGUCACUGGAAAGUGCUCUGCCUCAGUGCUAUCAGAGGGUUCUGCAGUUGCAAGGAGUUUAUCAUUUACAAGAGCAGCAUUUUUGGACUCUUUGUUCUGAUGUGUAUGUUGGGACCUUGAAAUUAGUAGUUGCACCUGAUGCUGAUUCAAGGUGGAUUUUAAGCCAGACUCACAAUAUUUUUACUCAGGCUGGAGUAAGACAACUUUAUGUACAGAUUGACUUUGCUGCCAUGUAAUGAAUUGUCAGAAAUUGUGCUCUUUGGACCAAAGGUUUCUGGUACUGUACAAUCUAAAACAUUGUGUCCUCAUCUUUUAUAAAAUAGAGCCAUCACCACUACAACAACCCAAGAUGAAGACCAAGUAGACACAUCUUUUAUGGUCUAGUGGAGGAGUUCUCUUCUAAGGAGCCAAAAUUAAAAGGAUCUGUCCUGGACUUUUGGUCUUGUUUUUUGUGCCCUCUCUUUCUAAACCAUUUUCUUUUAAAGGUUUCUUUUUCUUUCUUUUCUACUAUCAUAUCUUUAUUUCAGUAGAAAUUCAGAUUGUGGGCCAGUGAUCAUUGGUAAUGUCUUCUCUGAAGCUACUGAAACCACAGCUCAUUCCCCACAAACCAGUGUUAUUAGAAAAGAAAAAAAGUUUAAAAAAGGAAAUCUGUUUUGUAUGUAAUGUCACAUUGUUGACAUUCUUCAAUAUAAUCAUAUGUUUUUUGUAAAAUUGUUUGUACUUUGCAAACUUAAUGAACCAAACCAUAUUGGGUUUUCAAAGUGCCUUUGCUUCAGAAAAUAUAUUUGCCAGCACAGAAAUGUAAUGUCAGGGGGUUUUAUUUUUUUUUUAUGGACAUACUGUAACUUGUACAAAAUAAGACUCUUGCUACUGAUGUAUACUAAAUUUAUUUUUGUGUACUUCAAGCAUAGUUUUAAAUGUAUAAAAAUUCCCCAUUAUUGUUUUAUCUUGUCAAAAUAAAAAGGUAAUACUUUUUUAAAAAAAAAUUCAUUAUCACAUAAAUUACUCUUUUGGAUUGUUUUCAAAGGUUUGCACAUACAUCUGUUGUACAAAUGGCUGUUUUGAUUUAAUUAAACAUCUGCUAGUCUCCAAAUGAUUUUCAUAAAACUGCUUUCUGUAUGUGGGAAGCAGUCCUAGAUUCCCCAUUGCCAUUUUUAUGGAGUUUGUAAAUAAAUGAAGGGAAAGAAUACUUACUGGCUCCUGGUGAGGGGUGGGGAGAAAAGGUGAUGAUUUGUGUUUUUUAAAUGCUGAUUUUUUUAGCUUUGUUUUCCUGUGCAAAGCUUUGCAUACGUAAAAUUGCUUUCAGGAACUCCCUGAGGCUUGAAAAUGAUGGAUUUCAUUGAAUUGUCACCAGUUUCCUAAAUGGAAGUGAGGCGAUCCUGAGACUAAACAAAGCAUGGGAGGUGAGUUUAGCACUUGACCUAACACAGGCAUCUUAAGCAGAGGUGAAGGCAGGCACUCUUAUGGAUCUAAUUUGAGAGGAUGAGCAUUGAUACUUUUGAAGGAAUACUGAAAUGGAUAACUCUUUUUCUAUUUAUAAAUUAAAUUCUCAUUUCAUGUUAAAAAUUGAAAUAGCUAAGAAAUCCUAAAGGAAGAAAAUGAAUAUUUGAGAAUAUUAGUGAAUAGCAAGUUCUUAAUUUUCCAUUGGGAGCAGAAAAAAAUAUGUUCAUUUUCUACUGUGGUAUAAUUUGAUUAUCUGAUUUCCAUGUCUCUGACCUACAAUCUCAAGAAGUGAGCAUUUAUGGUGCAUCAAAUAUGGCAAUGGUUUCUACGUAAGGAAAAGAAAACAAGUAAUAGAUUAUCAUUAGGAAAAUUGUCUAUCUUGACUAAAUUAUGGAUUUAUUGCUACUGAUUGGUAUGAAGUACAUUUAUAUAUAUUCUUUUGUUGUAAAUUAAGUAGUAGUUUCAGAGCUGUAGGACUUGCUAGAGAGAUUUCCUGAACCUAAGAAUCAAUGCAAUUAUAACUAGUUUAACUGAAGUAAUCAUUGGAAUCUUUUAAAGGGGUGAGGAAAAGAUAUAUUCCCAUGAUCCUGCUGCUUUUACUUGACAGGUAUAAUUAGUCUUUUCUAAUCUUCUAACCACUGUUAAGCCUGUGAAAACUCUGAUUUAUUCUUUAAAUGUAUCACAGAAAUAAUGUUCAUAUUAUAGAAAAAUGACAGAAUUAGUAUGACUGAGAGAUUCUGGAGUUUAAGACUUAAGACAAUUGAAUAUGGAAGAAUUUGUAAGACAUUUCCAAUGUGGAGAAUGAGAUUUUCUGUAAGUAGGUAUAUGCAUGAUUGUUGUGUGGGUUUUAAAGAAGGGCCAGGUGCUCAUUAUUGUGGUCUUUAUGUACACUUUCUGCUAUUCAGCAGAAAGAAGGAUUUUUACAGAUACUAAUCUGAGCCACUGUUUGCUUUUUAAUGAAGAAAAACCUGCUUCUCUUUAUGAAAUUGUAUUCACAGUGCACCCUAAGAAAUUGCAUGGUAUUAUAAAUUUUCCAUUUGAUGACAGUUUAGAGCUACUGGAUUAAGGAACAAAAUUCUUACCAUUACUUCUACAUUGAGAGUAGGAGCCUGAAAUCACAAGAUUGGUAUAAAUAAUUUCUGCAUUAGUUCAAAUGAAUGUAUAUAGUAUUAAAGUAUAGUGGAAGACAGCCACCUUCUUAUUCUUUCCAUGAGUGACUGAUUUAACAGCAUUCUUGGUAAAGGUGUGCUACUUCAGAUUAUUUUGCCAAGAAAUAAUGUUGUUAGUUUUCUCUUUUAGAGAAAAGAUUAGUAAUUAUUGUUGGGUUAUAGAACUUUUGUAGUUUUGCAAAAAUAGAUUUUUUGUAAAACUGAGAUUUCGCUAACACUUUACAAAACAAAACAUUCACUGAAAAAAAAUUUUAUAUUGCUAAGGAAAUGUUUACCUUGUAAUAGAACUUCCUUAAACAAAUUUAUGUAUACUUUUUUUUAAAUCAGUAUGGCGUUAAUGAAGAUGAAACAUUUAACAUGUACAACUUCCUGCUUUUGCUAACCCUGAAAUGCAGAUUCUUGUCCGAUCUGUUAUCUAGAAGUAGGCAAGCCCUCAUACUGUCUUGGGUGGAAGAGACUGCAGCAUUCUGGGAGAUAUAAUGGGUAGUGUAAGAGUAUUUGGCAUUAUUAUCAUGUUAAGCUGGUAUGAUCUCAUUUGGUACUAUGCUUUUCCUUGUGUCCUGAAGGGUCUUCAUAUUCUUCAAAAAACAAGCUUAGUUAAAACCCAAGAGGGUUUUUAUUGCAGAAUCAUAUAAAACCACUAUAUUUUUAAACAAAUGGGAUAGGAAGAUAAGUGUUGAGAAAGCUAAACACAAAAUAUUUCACUGCUAAUUACAGAGCUGAAAGAGAUCAUAGAAAUAUCUUCUAGAAUAGAUUUUACAUGUGAGAACAGAGGGCAGAGAGGUAAAGUUACUUCCCCAAGGUCAUACAGCUAUUAGUGGCAAAUCUAUAGUCUUAUGAUGGGACAAUCCAGUAGUCUUUUCAUUACAUCAUGCUCCCUCCCCAGCAUAUCAUUAUUUCCAGACAUUCUAAAUCAUUUUAUAAAUGGAAGAGCUUAUUUGCCCCAAGGCAUAAUCUAAUAAAUGGUAUAAGCAAAACACUUUAAUGAAAUUUGACUCUGUAUCAAGUAACAGAGGUUCAUUUUGAUCUUUGGAUUGCUGUUUUUUUUUUUACUAGAGGAUCUUUUGUUACAUUAGUGCUAGAUAUUCUGACAUAAAAUUUUUUAGCCCUUUUUUUUAACCUCAGAGUUUAAAACAUAUACAAAAGAUGAUGGAAUCUCUACAUAUCAUAAUUUCCCUUGGUAAAUAUCUUUGUUUUCUCUUCAGAGCUAAACUGAGAUUUCUAUUUGUUUCAGUUUCUUACAUUUUAGAGCUUUAGAAAACAGAAGGGUAACUCAAAAAUGACCUCAUUUUAGUUUUACUGACAUAGAUUUACAGUUGGAAGGGGACCUUAGACAUCAUUUAAUUCAACCUCUCUCUAUAUGUGAAAAAACUAAGGCCUGGAGAGAUUAAGGGCCUUGCCCACCAUAGUCAUUUAGCUAAUAAAUAGCAAAGCCAGGGUAUUCUUCAGUGAAGAAAUACACUUAUCUUUAGGUAUGUACUCAGUUAUGCAGGCUUGAGCAUUCAUGACAUUAUAGAAUCACUGGAUGAAUUAUAGAUGACUUUUUCUAGCAAGAAGAGAUAUUUGGACAAGAAAGGACUAUGAUCUCGUUAAGUACUUUUAGCACUUUUUUUUCCAGUUCUUUUCUUCCUGACUUCAAGAUUUUGAAAAUUGAUCCCUAGAUGCCUUCAAAAUCAUGUGUGUUUAUUUUGUCAUCACUAGUUGUUCUGCCUGAUUUACCUUAAGUGCCAUUUCCACUUCUGUUUAUAAAAAUGCAUCAGGUACCAAAUAUGAUCAUUUCACUAUCAUUGAUGAGGCAAAUAGAGAAGCAUUAACAAAUCUGUUGCAUAUUCAUGUGUCAUCCAGCCUGUUUUACAGGUGAGUGCUCCUGGGAUGAUCUGAAUAGUCCAUUUUCCCCUGUUUUGUGAGGCAAUACUCCUCAUAAUUAUCUGCUAAUCAUCAUUCUCCAUGUUUUGCAAAAUAAAUUUGUAUUUUAAACUGACCUUGACCUUUGUUGGUCUGUCUACUUUGCCGUGAGACUUUCUUUUAACAAAAGUAUUUUAAAUUCGCAAAGAAUUUAUUUUAAGACAGCCUGGCAAACUAAGUGAUUCAGAUUUUUACCAUCAAAACAACAUAAAAACAAACAACAUAGAUUAUUAGGUAGCUAAUUUUUUUGCACAGACUGUGUGAUCUAAAUGUAUUUCUUGAUUUUAUUUAAAAAUAUAACCAGGGAAAUGAAAUGAAAUUCAGUGCUCAUGUUAGAUAAAAUGUCUUUGGCCAUAUUUUCAUGAGGCCAUUAAAAAAUUCCACUAAUUGCAAAGAAAUUUGAUCCCAGGAACUGUGAAAUAUAUUAGCAUUUUAUGAAUUUAUCAUGCCAAAAUUUUUAAUGUUGGGGACAAAUUACACCUGCAUGAUCCUGUCCUUAGUGAUGUUUAUGUUCUUAGGCCUUCUUGUCCUGAAUGUCUAGUCUAUAGUAAAGUCCGCUCACUGCUGGCUAGAAAUAGAUUACUUGAAAUAGUAAAUGCUGUCUUUUGCUGUAAGGGGUAGUUUAACUUCAUGGAUUCUGUCAUAAGGUAGACAGCUAAUGGGAACUCUCAGAAAGGAUAAAUGGAGCUCCAUCACAAUCCCUUCCUUGCCAAAUUCUUCAGCGUAGUUUAGUAGGAUAUUCCUUUUCUUUUCCUGAUCAGGUAUUCAAUUUUACAGAGAUGUUGAAAUAAGAUUUUAUAUGAACAGUUUUGUUUUAUCUUCAGCUUUUAAGGAUUAAAUCUUUUCUGUAAAGUGAUGAGCUAUACAAAGAAUUAUGUGAUUUGAUUUUAUAAGAAAAAUAAUAUCCAUGUUUAGACUACUUGUAAAUGCAGAAAGUUUUUUUUUAAUUUGUUAAUUAUGAUAGUAUUUGGAAGUAUUGUACCAUAAGUUCCUUGAAGGAAGGGAACUAUGUUUUACAUUUCUGAGUUGCCUGCCAAACCUAACACAGUGCUUGCACAAAAAUACCUAAUAAAGGUACCUGCUCAAUGUUGAAUAAAUAGGGAUUAUGAGUAUAUAUAGCAGGGCAGCCCUAAAGUUGGGAACAAGUAAUAAGCAUAGUGCACAAAGACUCUUUCAGCAUUCCUGUUGUAUUCUACACAAAUUAAAAGAUUAUCAUUUUAAUUGGACUUAAAGUAUUCCAGUGAGGUAGAUUUUUCUUUUUAAUAGAUGAUGUGGAAGCAGGAGAAAGACAUUAUUUGUCUUAUAUAUUGCCACAUAACUAAUUAGUAGAACUGGGGCUACAAAAUCUACGAUGUCUUGACCUUAGGUAUUUUUCACAGCACAUUCCAAAGUCAACCUUGUCUCCAUUCUAUGUUGAGCAUUCUCAUAUUUGUGUGAGGUUUGAUGACACAUAUUUAGCACAACAUCUGAAAGAAACAGGGCUUUUUGAUUGUAGCAUAUCAAGUUGGAAACUGAUCUGGAUACCAAAUUCCUUCGAAGUAAGGAGGCUCUACACUUAAAAAUAAUUUUUAGAUAACAAAUCAUGUAUCUGUUUUAACUUUCAUUCUCUUCCUUCUACCUCCAAAUACCUUAGGUUGCAGUGGCCACCCUGCCUUAAAGUUCUCUGCUCCAACAUACUGCCACUUCUAUAACUUCCCAGUCUUUUCUGAUGACAGGAAAACUUUCCCAUGGAUUUUAGUGCUUACUGGAAUUUUUUGUCUUAUUAUAUGUCAUGUGUUUUUCAGGCUGGUUGGUGACUCUGUUCUAGAUAGAUUAGAGGUAGUGGGUCUUAAGUUUUCAUAAGUCAUGUCUACAUUUGAUCCAACUGCAGUAAACCUCAGUGAAUUGGUUGCUAUGUGGGGUGUGUGUGUGUGUGUGUGUGUGUGUGUGUGUGUGUGAUGUGAGUAUGCGUGUGCACACAAGUUAGUGUGGAUUUUGUGAACAGCUACAGAGUAGGAUAUUUUGCAUCUGAAAUACUGUGAAUAAAAAGUUGCCAAAACCAUUCCAGGCAGUAGACAUUUAAACUGAACUGCAGAAUACAUAACCUCCCUGCUUCCUCUUAUUAGGGUUUGAGUUUUCGGUGAAGAAUGGGGCAUCUAACCAAGUCUUUCAGUACUAACCAAUAUUGCAUAUGGAAAUGUCAGAUUUUAAAGACUAUGUUUUAAUGUGGUUUUUAAGUGCUGAAGUAAGAAAUUAUGCUCAAGUGCAAUAGAAUAAAUCUAUAAAGGUAUAUUUCACCCUUUCUACUUGAAGACAGUAAUAUGUAAAGCAUAACAUCAAAUGUAUUUUUUAAAAGGAUCAUGAAAGAUACUGUAUGAAAAUAUUCUUUUCAAUAAAACUUUGGUUUAAAAAUC